UUAUUAGCUCUCCCACAUAAACCUUGCGUUAUCCAAACUCAUUGAUCAAUUCAACAUGGCCACGCCAUUCAGACUAUCCCGUCUAGCUUCUCGCUACCCGAGAAUACCGACCAGCAUGCCCAUUUCCCGACUAACAAGCAUGCAAUCCUAUCACUCGGCAGCCCGUGCGUCCACUUUCGUUGCUGGUCGCAAAUAUCAAAAGACCCUCUUCGGUCUUAUGGCCGCCACUGGUGCAGUGGGUCUGUCAUAUUCCAUCCUGAGUACGGACAAGAUGACCACGGCUCAUUGUGAUGCAGUGAAUGAUGAUAAACAAAGAAAAUCGCAAGGUCCUAUUACAGACAGCGAUCCUAUGCGCCUACGCAUGGAAGCAUUCAUCAAGGACCUUCAAAAUCGCAUUGUGAAUGAGAUUCAGCAACUCGAUGGUCGUGGUGAAUUUACGCGCACCACUUGGGAACGUAAAGAGGGCGGUGAAGGUAUCACUUGCGUUUUGUCAGAAGGCAAGGUGUUUGAAAAAGCCGGUGUCGGUAUUUCCAUUGUGUAUGGACAACUUCCUAAGGCUGCUGUGGAGCAAAUGCGUCACGAUCGAGGCAAGGAUAUUGAAGCUGAAGGAUCCGUUCCCUUCUUUGCCGCUGGUAUCUCCUUGGUCAUGCACCCACACAACCCUAACGCACCCACUGUUCACAUGAAUUACCGAUACUUUGAAAUCGAGAACCCUGAUGGCACUCCCAAGCUUUCCUGGUUUGGCGGUGGUGCGGACUUGACCCCAUCCUAUCUCUAUGAAGAGGAUGCCGUUCAUUUCCAUCAAACGCUGAAGGAUGGUUGCGACAAAUUUAAUCCUAACUACUACAAGGAUUUCAAGCAAUGGUGUGAUAAGUACUUCUUUAUCAAGCAUAGAGGUGAAGCUCGAGGAAUUGGAGGUAUUUUCUUUGACGACUUGGAUGAUAAGAAUAAGGAGAACGUCUUCUCCUUCAUCAAAGAGAUGGGCAACCGUUUCUUGCCAAGCUAUGUUCCCAUCAUCGAAAAGCGCAAGAACAUGCGAUACACCGAUGAAAUGAAGGAAUGGCAACAAAUUCGACGUGGUCGAUAUGUAGAGUUCAACCUUGUUCAGGACAGAGGUACCAAGUUUGGUUUGAAUACGCCAGGCGCUAGAAUUGAAGCUAUUUUGAUGACUAUGCCUUUGACGGCACGUUGGGAAUACAUGCAUGAGCCAGCUCUCAAGAGCCGUGAAGCUGAUCUCAUUGAAGUUCUCAAGGUUCCUAGAGAUUGGAUCCCACUUGUUUAAAAAAAAACCACCUAUUGGUUUUUGAUAUUUCCCGUUGGUGAUCUUUGAUAGAUCUUAUAUUACAUAAAAAGUUCUUUUUAUAUUCGCUUGAUCAAUACAACAGCGAACAUCGUAUGAAAAUGUGUGCAGUCAAA
This is a messenger RNA of Umbelopsis ramanniana AG, 1416 nucleotides long. RefSeq lists its product as uncharacterized. The record is from RefSeq and is a predicted model, not a curated record. The coding region runs from base 56 to 1282 and encodes 408 amino acids. Gene Ontology annotation, molecular function: coproporphyrinogen oxidase activity. The transcript has 7 exons. Gene Ontology annotation, cellular component: cytoplasm; mitochondrial intermembrane space. NCBI's taxonomy places the organism in Eukaryota, Fungi, Mucoromycota, Umbelopsidomycetes, Umbelopsidales, Umbelopsidaceae.